This is a messenger RNA of Toxotes jaculatrix (banded archerfish), 4792 nucleotides long. RefSeq names its product bone morphogenetic protein 1a (gene bmp1a). The transcript has 19 exons. The record is from RefSeq and is a predicted model, not a curated record. Gene Ontology annotation, biological process: proteolysis. Gene Ontology annotation, molecular function: calcium ion binding; metalloendopeptidase activity; zinc ion binding. Bases 247 to 3270 code for a protein of 1007 amino acids. NCBI's taxonomy places the organism in Eukaryota, Metazoa, Chordata, Actinopteri, Toxotidae.
UAGCCCGGAGCUCCGGCUGGAGGAGAGAAAUCACUACCCCCAGAGCCAAGAAGACACCGGAGAGAGGCUGGAUUUAAAACCCGCCCUCCGGAGGGAUCUCGUUUCCCCCAAAAACCUCCCAUUUUUUUUCUCUCUCUCUCUCUUUCACUCACUCUUCUCUCUCUCUCUUUCCCUCUUUCCCUCUCUCGUCCCUCUCUCUUCCUUUACCUUUAUCCCUCGCUUUUCGCCGUUUCCCCCACCACAAUCAUGGAUCUCACGGCGAGAUGGUUGUUUCUUCUGUCCUGUCUCGGCGUGAUAUUGGCGAUCGAUUUGGAAGCGAUUGAUCCCGGCUACUAUGUGGAGCCCACUGCCACAUCAGAGGCGAUCGACUAUAAGGAUCCCUGUAAAGCUGCUGCCUUUCUGGGUGACAUCGCUUUGGAUGAGGAGGACCUGCGGUCGUUUAAAGUGGACAGAAUAAUAGAUUUGGCCCAGAGAACUGUCCAGAUGGUCAAUCACACAGAUACAGGAUCAACCAAUCAGAGUAGCCAAAAUAGGCAAGGCUCACGUCGCAGGAAAAGAGCCGCCACCUCCAGACCUGAGCGUGUUUGGCCUGAAGGUGUCAUCCCCUAUGUCAUCAGUGGUAACUUCAGUGGGAGCCAGCGAGCCAUAUUCCGCCAAGCCAUGCGGCACUGGGAGAAGCACACCUGUGUGACCUUUAUUGAGAGGACGCAGGAGGAGAGCUAUAUUGUCUUCACCUACCGACCAUGUGGGUGCUGUUCCUAUGUGGGUCGCCGUGGAGGAGGCCCCCAGGCCAUAUCCAUCGGGAAAAACUGUGACAAGUUUGGCAUUGUGGUGCACGAGCUGGGUCAUGUGAUUGGCUUCUGGCACGAACACACGCGGCCCGAUCGAGACGAACAUGUCAGCAUUAUCAGGGACAACAUUCAACCAGGACAAGAGUAUAACUUCUUGAAGAUGGAGCCAGGGGAGGUGGACUCUUUGGGAGAAGUCUAUGACUUUGACAGUAUCAUGCACUAUGCCAGGAAUACAUUCUCCAGAGGCAUCUUCCUGGACACCAUCCUGCCACGCUAUGAUGUGAACGGAGUGCGACCACCCAUUGGCCAGAGAACCAGACUGAGCAAAGGGGAUAUCGCACAGGCACGCAAACUCUACAAAUGCUCCAGAUGUGGGGACAGUCUGCAGGACAGCAGCGGGAACUUCUCCUCUCCUGGCUUCCCCAAUGGAUACUCAGCCUACAUGCACUGCAUCUGGAGAAUAUCAGUCACGCCAGGGGAAAAGAUCAUUCUGAAUUUCACCUCCAUGGAUCUGUACAGGAGUCACUUGUGCUGGUAUGACCAUGUCGAGAUCCGAGAUGGAUACUGGAGGAAGGCACCACUCAAAGGUCGUUUCUGCGGUGAUAAACUGCCUGAGCCAAUCGUCUCCACCGACAGCCGUCUGUGGAUUGAGUUCCGCAGCAGCAGUAACUGGGUGGGAAAAGGUUUCUCCGCCGUUUACGAGGCCAUCUGUGGUGGAGAGGUGAAGAAGGACAAUGGCCAGAUCCAGUCCCCCAACUACCCUGAUGACUACAGGCCUAAUAAAGUGUGCGUGUGGAAGAUUUCUGUAGCUCAGGGCUACCACGUAGGCCUUACCUUCCAGUCUUUUGAGAUUGAGAGACAUGAUAGCUGUGCCUAUGACUACCUGGAGGUGCGUGAUGGGAACUCUGAAAAUAGCCCUCUGCUGGGCCGCUUCUGUGGCUAUGACAAACCAGAUGACAUCAAAACCAGCUCCAACCACCUGUGGAUGAAAUUUGUUUCAGAUGGCUCUGUCAACAAGGCUGGCUUUGCUGCCAACUUCUUCAAAGAGAUGGAUGAGUGCUCCAAGCCGGACAACGGUCGCUGUGAGCAACGCUGUGUCAACACACUAGGCAGCUACAAGUGUGCCUGUGACCCAGGCUAUGAGCUGGCUGCUGACAAGCGCAGCUGUGAGGCUGCCUGUGGAGGCUUCAUCACCAAGCUGAAUGGGUCAAUCACCAGUCCGGGUUGGCCCAGAGAGUACCCACCAAACAAGAACUGCAUCUGGCAGCUGGUUGCCCCCACGCAGUACCGCAUCACUCUGCUCUUUGACGUCUUUGAGACUGAGGGCAAUGACGUUUGUAAGUAUGACUACGUGGAGGUGCGCAGCGGGCUUUCAGCGGACUCAAGGCUGCAUGGGAAGUUCUGUGGAGCAGAGAAACCAGAAGCCAUUACCUCUCAGUACAACAACAUGCGAAUUGAGUUCAAAUCAGACAAUACUGUGUCCAAAAAGGGCUUUAAAGCUCAGUUCUUCUCAGGUGAGCUCCCUGGCAGCGUUGAAUCACAAUAUCACAAGUCUUUUGUUUCAGCCACUCUCUGUCAGCCCUCAAAGGGAACAGUCACCAAAGUUGUCUUCUGUGCUUCCUCAGACAAAGAUGAGUGCUCUAAGGAGAACGGCGGCUGUCAGCACGAGUGUGUCAACACCUUUGGGAGCUACAGCUGUCAGUGCAGGAGUGGCUUUGUGCUGCACGAGAAUAAACACGACUGUAAAGAAGCUGGCUGUGAUCACACUGUGAAUAGUGUGAGUGGUAUCAUCACCAGCCCCAAUUGGCCGGAUAAAUACCCCAGUAAGAAGGCAUGCACCUGGGCACUCACCACCACUCCAGGCCACCGCAUUAAAAUCGCCUUCAAUGAGAUUGAUGUGGAGGCCCACUUGGAGUGUACUUAUGACCACAUUGAGAUUUACGAUGGGCGUGAUGGAAAAGCGCCAAGUCUGGGUCGCUUCUGUGGCACCAAGAAGCCCCAACCCAUCAUAUCCAGUGGCAACAAGCUGUUCAUUCGCUUUUUCUCUGAUAAUUCUGUGCAGAAGAAAGGCUUUGAGGCUUCCCACACUGCAGAAUGUGGAGGUCAUCUAAAGGCUGAGGUCAAAACCAAGGACCUGUUCUCCCAUGCCCAGUUUGGGGACAAUAAUUACCCCGGAGCCUCUGACUGUGAGUGGGUGAUCUCGGCGGAGAAAGGCUACGGCGUGGAGCUCAUCUUCCAGACCUUUGAGAUCGAGGAGGAGGCGGACUGUGGCUAUGACUACAUGGAGCUCUUUGAUGGCGAUGACACCAAGUCUCCACGGCUGGGACGUUACUGUGGCUCAGGGCCUCCAGAGGAGAUCUACUCAGCCGGUGACUCCAUUGUGAUCAAGUUCCGCUCUGACGAUACUAUCAACAAAAAAGGAUUUCACGUCCGCUACACUAGCACCAAGUUCCAGGACACACUGCACUCACGCAAGUGACCAGCGGGGGCCGGAAGGGGCCGUGCGGGGCAAAGGGGCACACGGAGGGGCCCCCAGGGGAGGCGCCAGCCUGACGCUCGGAAACCUUCGGCCACCAAGAUGAAUCAGACACGACAGAACAGCCGCAAGACCACCAACCGCACCUCAGCUCCUAGGGGCUCUAGCUCCCCCCACAGACUGUGAGGAGUAAAGCCAUUCUGCAGUACACCUUGUUUUUACCUUUUUAUGGUUAGGAUCGGGGUGGGAGGGUGAACGUCCGCUUCAGGCGGACAGUAGGGGAAAAUUUAUUGACCCAGUCCCCUCCAGAUAUUUUUUUCAUUUGUUUCUGUUUUGUUUUUUUGUUUUUUUAACAUGCCUCCUAAUAAGAGGCACAAAGGAAAACAGUGGAUUCUCAGGACCUGCAGGAAGGCAGGCAUCAGCUGGACAGAUCCCUGCUUUUGUCGGGCCAGCCCACCACAUCCGGGGGGGAGAAGAGGAAGAGGAGGAGGAGUAUGGGAAGGUCUCCUGCACUCCUCAGUAAUUGCUCUUCUCUCCUCACACUCUCAUCCCUUUGGUUCAAGGAUUCCUAUCCGUAAAAGGAUUAGAAGGACUUGACUUGAGAUUUUGAUACUGUAUGUCAGUCAAUUGCAUGUAAUUACAAGGAAAGAAGGAAAAUUGUACAGCGACAACACCAGCAUUUGUAAUUGGCAUUGUCCUGGCAACCAGUGGCAAGAUUCUUGUUGUUACCAUUAACAAGGAAAUUAAGGAAGCAGUCAUCUUAUUAAAGGACUAAUAAAUGAAAUGUGGUCCAUGUCUUCUGGUUGGUAAUUGCUUGCCUGAUGACUGGCUAUUACUGUACCUCCAUGUGUAAAGUAAUGUGUAUGAUCUUUCAAAGGGAACAUGUGCUUUUCUCAGCUCGAACCAGUUAGCACUUUACAGUGAAUUGUUCCAAAAUCAUGAGCUUAUGAAUUUUUGUGAAAUGCAAUGCCAGUUCACUUAUUUUUAAAUGCAUUUUAUCUCUCUUAUUCUUCAUUGUUUUUUUUUUUUUAAUUGCUCCAUUUAGUUCCUCAGGCAUACUUGAACAUUGUGUGUGCCCUGUAACAUGGGGUAAUAAAGAUAUGACUUAUGUUUCAGUGUUGAUUUACAGUUCUGAUGUAAAAUAAUUUCUCUCCAGAGAAAAUGCCUUUUCUUGGUACAAUGAAGUAUUUCUCAAGAACCAAAUGAGCCUGGGUAUUUAUUGUUAUAGUAAUUACAUAUAUGAUGUAAAGGUGGAAAGGUACUGUUGAAAUUAGCCCUAUAAAUUGCCUUCUAAUGUAUAGCCAUGGGUCUAUGUUGAAUAUACUAUGUUGCUCACUCAUUCCUUUUCUCCAUUUAUUUCUCAUUCAACACAAUGGGAAUAAUGUUGUGGGACACUGCAGCGGUCUGACACAUCUGCCUGAUGUCUGACCUUUGUUCUCAGUAUUAAUUGAUCACGUCAAACCUAAUUUAUGCCAUAUAAGUUAAACCAUGUGCUGCAUUGCAUUGACUGAGUCGCUGUUCGAGU